CAGAAGACAUGAUCAGACAAACGAAACCACUGGUCAACAUGCGUCUCCUGUCAGUGUUUUAUAUCUUCUUGGGUCUUUACUGCUGUCAUUCAGCUACAGUAUUCGUGGGAAAGGACGAGGCUCAUGGGGUUUUGUUCCGGACCAAACGGGCAAACUCUGGCUGGUUUGAAGAGCUGAAGAUGGGUAAUUUGGAGAGGGAGUGUCUGGAGGAGAAGUGUUCAUAUGAGGAGGCGCGGGAGGUGUUUGAACACACAGAGGCUACAAAUGAGUUCUGGAAGAUCUACAAUGUUAAAGAUCACUGCGAAUCAAAUCCAUGUGAGAAUAAUGGGCUCUGCACAACCCAGAACGCAGAAUCCUACAUGUGUCUGUGUGUGCCGGGCUUCAGCGGACGCAACUGUGAGCAGGCGAUUAAAGACAUUCCUGACUCCUGCCUGCAUGAUAACGGGCAGUGUGAGCACUUCUGCAUGGAGGAGGAUGGUCAGCGUAACUGUUCCUGUGCUGAUGGAUAUGUCUUAGGGUCAAAUGGUCAGAACUGCCUGACACUUGAGGCUUUUCCAUGUGGGAAGGUUCCUCUUCUUCAGGGUGGAGGUGCUGCUACGAACCCUCAGGUCGAUGUGAGAUCUCGUAUCGUUGGUGGAGCCGAAUGUCCUAAAGGACACUGUCCCUGGCAGGUGUUGUUGAAGUAUGGUCAGAAGGGUUUCUGUGGCGGUGUGAUCUACAAACCCACCUGGAUCCUCACAGCUGCACACUGUUUAGAAAAACUCAAUGUCAAGUUUCUCAAGAUAGUCGCAGGUGAGCAUGACAUCGAGGUGGAUGAAGGCACAGAGCAGGUCAUCCAGGUGGAACAGAUGCUCAUGCACCCCGGCUACGUCUCUGAGACCUCAGACAAUGACAUCGCCCUACUGUAUCUCCGCAAGCCCAUCGUCUAUAGUGCCUACGCUGUUCCUGUUUGUCUGCCGCUGCGAGACAUGGCUGAGCGCGAGCUGUGGGCCGUUAGCAAGCACACAGUGAGUGGUUGGGGCAAACGCAGCGAGGACGGGCCCACAUCACGCUUACUGCGCCGGUUGCAGGUGCCCCGCAUCCGCACACAGGAGUGCAUCGAGAGCAGCAACGUGACGCUCACCAACAACAUGUUCUGUGCCGGUUACAUCGAGGGUAAGCAGGACUCAUGUAAAGGGGACAGCGGUGGGCCGCUGGUGACCCGCUACAGGGACACCACCUUCCUGCUGGGUAUCGUGAGCUGGGGGAAAGGCUGCGCCCGCCCGGGAUCCUAUGGCAUCUACACGCGUGUCUCCAACUACCUGCAAUGGAUCCAUGAACUAACGGCCAAUUCUACAGCUGCAACACAAUGAAGUGUUAAAGCACAUCGAAUCCUCUAUUUAUGUCUGAUCAUGUCUGAUUUUCUUCUGUAUGAUUGAUAUUUUUAUCCAUCAUUACCUCAUUAACAAAUAAAUAAUUCAGUAGUAUGUAAAUGAUCUAUGCU
This is a messenger RNA of Sinocyclocheilus rhinocerous, 1483 nucleotides long. RefSeq names its product coagulation factor VII (gene f7). Bases 9 to 1352 code for a protein of 447 amino acids. The transcript is spliced from 8 exons. Gene Ontology annotation, molecular function: calcium ion binding; serine-type endopeptidase activity. Gene Ontology annotation, biological process: proteolysis; blood coagulation. The record is from RefSeq and is a predicted model, not a curated record. NCBI's taxonomy places the organism in Eukaryota, Metazoa, Chordata, Actinopteri, Cypriniformes, Cyprinidae. Gene Ontology annotation, cellular component: extracellular region.